Messenger RNA from Linum trigynum, 2915 nucleotides. The record is from the annotation of a GenBank genome assembly. NCBI's taxonomy places the organism in Eukaryota, Viridiplantae, Streptophyta, Magnoliopsida, Malpighiales, Linaceae.
CGACUGAUUCUCAAAGCAGCGUCGUUUAAGCGACGGAAGAACCAGCGCGAAUCUCCUAUAUAUAGAGCCGGCGAGUGGCGGGUAAUCGGCAGCGGCAAAAUCUUCCUAUCUUCAAAAUUGAGGAGCAGAAGCGUUGUAGAGAAGAGAAGCAAGAAAAUGGCGGACCUCUACGCCUUGGACUUCGAUGGAGUUCUAUGCGAUAGCUGCGGAGAAAGCUCUCUCUCCGCCGUUAAGGCUGGCAAGCUGAGAUGGCCGGACCUGUUUACCGCCAUGGAUUCAGCCACUGAGGAGUGGAUCGUUGCUCAGAUGUACACUGUGCGGCCUGUUGUGGAAACUGGGUAUGAACUUUUGCUGCUUGUGAGGUUGUUGCUGGAGAUAAGAGUGCCAUCAACGAGGACAUCCUCGGUUGCUGAGGGACUCACAGUGGAUGCAAUAUUGGAAAGCUGGAUGAAGAUCAAACCCGUGGUCAUGGAAGAAUGGGGAGAGCAAAAUCGAGAUGAACUGAUUGAGUUUUUCGGAAAGGUCAGGGAUGAGUGGUUGGAAACGGACUUCACAACUUGGAUUGGAGCUAACAGAUUCUAUCCUGGUGUUCCUGAAGCCUUGAAAUUUGCAAGCUCCACAAUAUACAUAGUCACCACCAAACAGGGCCGAUUUGCAGACGCUUUACUGAGAGAGCUGGCAGGUGUGACAAUCCCCCCUGAAAGAAUCUAUGGUCUGGGAACCGGACCCAAAGUGGAAGUGUUGAAGCAACUUCAGAAGAGACCAGAGCACCAGGGGCUGAACCUGCAUUUCGUCGAAGAUCGGCUUGCAACCCUCAAGAAUGUGAUCAAAGAGCCAGAAUUGGAUGGAUGGAACUUGUACCUAGGUAACUGGGGAUACAACACGCGGAAAGAGAGAGAGGAAGCAGAAAGCAUCCCUCGGAUUCAGCUUCUCCACCUCUCCGACUUCACCAAGAAGCUGAAAUAGUGACACUAAUGGCUUGUAAUCGCAGAAAAGGCAGAGCUUGCUUCCCAUGUCUGUUGUAAUUGCUGCAACUAUAAGAACCCGAAAAUUCUUGUAUUCCUCUCUACCCAAGUAACUAAAGCCUAUAGCCGUCAGACAUUCAGAAACAGAUGAAAGUGGCCCUCUAGACCACAGUUGUAUAAGUAAUUGUCAUUACUUGCUUUCAUCGACUGUUAAUUGUGAUAUACACAAUCGAACGAUGGUCGUUAAUCAACGCGUUAAGAUGUUUGAACACUCGUAACAGUUAUUUGACCACACCGUUAUUUGUUCUACGAUCAUUGAUAGCAUGCAUCCAAUAGGUAUUCAUAAAUAGUUAAUCAUUGCCUCCGCAGGCAGUCAUCCGAUCAAAAUCACUGUUCAAAAGGCAUAUGGCCAUAUUUCCCAAACUAUACUAAAUAAUGCAAGAGUCGGUGAACAUAAGCAGUCACCGUCGCAGCCUUGUUUCCUAGUUCGUUGAUUAAUAAUUUCAGCAGAAUUAUUGAAGGGAGAGAGAGAGAGAGAGAGUGAUCAUCACUCGAUUAGUCAGCCAAACAAAUGAACAAUAACCAAAUCCAGCUUGGACAGUGUAUAAAGUCAAAGAGCAGACGCAUGAAAUUGUUCAUACUAGACAAGUUGUAUCUAGUAACAGCAAAAACUGUAUUAUUCUCAAUAUCGAGUGCUACUCCAAAAUGCGAGUCGUAUGCGUGACCAACCAAGUGCGAAAUUGGACGAGUUAGCUAGAAUGAGUCGGGAAUUCAUAUAUGAAAAAUAACGAACUCGAUCCUCAUAUAACCAUGUCAUAAUACACGUUUGUAAUCACGGACCACGUAAAUCCCAUGUCGUUUCGCGACCUACUCCUCCCCCCACAAGUGGUUGUUUCUUGCACAUAUGGCAUACUUCAAUAUUUCCCCGGUCAUCAUAUACGUGAGACGAUAACAUUAUUGGAUUUGGAUGGACAGAAAACUGUUUAAAAAAGGCAGAGACGGCAUGUGGGUGUGUGUAGUGCAGUCAUGCAUUCGAACGCAAAAUGAUUGAUAAGAUAAGAUAGAGAGAGUUGACUUCUUAACUUCCCCGUUACUGUCACUGUCGUCGGCCGAUGGAUCGCUCCGGGCAAUAAUUUGGGUGAAUAAAUUGUGCCGUUUCAUGCCGGCGGUGGGAAGUUUCCACAUAGCUCCAUUGGCAUGUGUAAUUGGUUGUCCGUUUUUCCACUGUAUAACGCGCUAUCUCAUCUGGCUAUAGCUAGCAAAGCUCUUAAUUUGGUAUAUUUAUUAUUUAACCGGUGCAGAACUUACUUCUUAUAAUCAAUCUUGGAUUCGAAAAAAAAAAGAAAAAAAAGAUCAAUCUUGGAUACUCGGGAAGAAAAUGAGGAACGGAUUAAUGUUAGAUGGUAGUCUAUAUCAUGUAAUAAAUCUUAAAAGUGAAAUACUAACAUCGUCCCUCAAAACUCAAGCAAUUAAUACGGGUUUGAAGGUUUGCCCGAUCCAAAAAUGGAAUCGUUAGAAUUCGAAUAGAAGACAUCUCGAUCACGGAACGAAGGCUCUGAUAUCGCGUGUUAAGAAUCAAUUUGUUUCAAUAACUCGAGUUGUUGGAGGAGGAAGUUCAAUAAUGAAUCUUAUGACACAUACUAACAAUAUCACUGGUUAACACCCUGUACCGGUAUAACAUAUUUUUCUCUCCAUAAAUUGUUAAUCACAAUGAACCCAUUUUUUCUAUGAAAAAAAUUUCAAAAUUUAAGUUAAAGGGAAGGCAGUACCAGGUGCCACCAGAGUGGUAACGAGUGUAAUGCGUGGUACAAUUUUUUUUAUCACGAAACAUAUAAUUUUUUUUAAUAAUUUGAGUCUAAACAAUGUAGACACAAAAACAAAUCUCACCCCUUAGUUAUAUGUGGCCUCACUCAAAAUCAAGAAGUCAGAUAAUGAAUAUGCACAAAUGCA